GCAGCCCGUCCCGCCGGGACAAUGGUAGUAGCUACUAUCGUCCUGUCUCAGCCAGUUCGUGUCAGUGCGAAGCCUCAGACACAAUGAGACUCGGUGCUGUCAUUCUGGGCCUGGGCGCCUUGUGCGUCGCGAGCCCUGCACCGCUCGACAAGCACAACGACGUAGUCAACGCCUUUGUUAAUGGUGUCAUGGGCGGCGUGGACGAUGUCGUCCGUGGUUUGUUGGGCCAUCUCAGCGAUGCAGUCAACCGAGGUGACAGAGACGAGGCCAUCGACAUCCUGCACCAGAUGAGUCCCUCCAGGAAAUCUCUCAAGAGCACGGAAGAAGCCAUUGCACGAUUGCAGGCGAUUGCGGCAAGCAGCGGCAAGGAUAUUGACAUUGUCGACUAUGCUGCCAAGCUCGUUGCGAAUGGUCUCAUCUCCGGAACGGUGGACGGUUUGUUCGAUUACAUCGAUGGCUUUUUCUCAAAGGAAAGCAGCAACAACAACGAUAACCCAUCUCCGCCCAAGAAAAUCUACCCAAAGGCAGAUUCGUGCGAUCCUGCAUACUCGGUGCCGGAAGACGACUUGCGAUCCGCCAUCUACAUCCCGCCUGGCUUCACGUACGGCGAGAAGCCCCCAGUCAUCCUCUUCCCCGGCACCGGAUCCAAUGGCUACACGGCUUUCAAGGGCAACUUCAUCCCGCUGCUCACCGACGUCGACUGGGCUGACCCGGUCUGGGUCAACGUGCCCGGCUUCCUCAACGACGACGCCCAAGACAACGCCGAAUAUGCCGCCUACGCCAUGCACUACAUCGCCGCCAUCACAAAGCGCGACAUUGGCAUCAUUGCCUGGUCGCAAGGAAAUAUUGACGUGCAGUGGGCGUUCAAGUACUGGCCGUCUACCCGCGAGGUGACCACGGACCACGUCGCCAUCAGCGCCGACUACAAGGGCACCAUCCUGGCCAACCUCCUCACCCUCAGCGGCCUCAUCAACAACCCGAGCGUGCUGCAGCAAAAGGCCGGAAGCGACUUUAUCAACACCCUCCGCGCAGAUGGCGGUGACUCGGGCUACGUGCCCACCACGAGCAUCUACUCGGGGCUCCUUGAUGAGAUUGUGCAGCCCCAGUCCGGGACUAUUGCGUCCGCGUAUAUGCUCGACGAGCGAGGCGUUGGCGUGACCAACGCCGAGGUGCAAAAGGUCUGCAAGGGCGGGCUGGCUGGUACUCUUUACACGCACGAGAGCACGCUUGCCAAUCCGCUUGCCUUCGCGUUGGCCAAGGACGCGCUGACGCAUUCUGGUCCGGGCGACUUGUCGCGACUGGAUCUGGGAAGUGUGUGCGCGUCAUAUCUGGCGCCUGGGCUGGGCUUGGACGACUUUUUGGUCACGGAGAAUGCAAUUGUGAUUGCUGCGCUGUCUUUGGUGACAUAUCUACCCAAGGCUGCGGAGGAGCCUGCGCUCAGAGGGUAUACUGUCUCUCCACCGCAAUGCAAGCGGGAACAGCCAUUCUCAGCGUGAAGUGGUGGUUUUUGGGUAUUGAGGCUCAAGAGACGGUGGAACUUGCGGUAUCGCGGUUGCUGAAAGCUGUGGUCUUCCACCACGUUCAUUGCACGCCCUUCUUUGUUUACAUGAAUCAGGGGUAGCCUGUUAUACCAGGCCAGUAUGAUAACUAUCGCCAUUGUAAUGUUGGAUGCGGUCAAACAAAGCCAAUUAGGU
Emericellopsis atlantica is the source of this 1694-nucleotide messenger RNA. RefSeq lists its product as uncharacterized. The record is from RefSeq and is a predicted model, not a curated record. NCBI's taxonomy places the organism in Eukaryota, Fungi, Ascomycota, Sordariomycetes, Hypocreales, Bionectriaceae. The coding region runs from base 84 to 1496 and encodes 470 amino acids. The transcript is spliced from 2 exons.